CUGAUUCUGAUGUCAAAUGGGGCGUUUUGAUCUCGUCUGCCACACUGAAAUUGAACGCCGUCUAAGCCCAAAAUUGCCGUUGGCGCCGCCCACCCAACGGCCCGCCAGAUCGAAUUGCCAAGCAUAUUUUGGUCGGCAGCAUUUACGCUCAAAUACACUCCGCAAUAUCGACGUUGUUUGACUGCCUCUGCAGCAAUUGCAUGUUUGGUUUGAAGCAAGCAUUUGUCCGCGUCCCGAAAACAGCCCUCAACCUUUCACCGCCUUCGUAUCCCAUUCUGAACUUUCAGUGCGCACUCCGCACAAUGGCCACCGAGAACCCCACGAAGAAGCUUAAGAUGGACGGCCCGUUAAUUGGGACGCACAACGGCCACUUCCACGCCGACGAAGCUCUUGCCGUUUCCAUGCUCCGCCUGCUCCCCACAUACUCUCACUCUGCCCUGGUGCGCACCCGCGACCCGUCCAUCCUCUCCACCUGCCACACCGUCGUCGACGUCGGCAGCGAGUAUGAUGCCUCCCGUAACAGGUACGACCACCACCAACGCGGCUUCUCAGCCACCUUCCCGGGCCACUCCACCAAACUCUCCUCCGCCGGCCUCGUCUUCCUCCACUUCGGCAAGGCCAUCAUCCAAACCGUAACUGGGCUCCCCGAUGGCGCGGACCUCGACCUCCUCUUCUCGAAAAUCUACACCGACUUCAUCGAAGCCUUCGACGCCAAUGACAACGGCAUCAGCGUGCUCAACCCGUCCGAUCUCACUUCCGCGGGCCUGACCAAGAAAUUCGAAGACCGUGGGUUCAGUAUCGCCAGCGUUGUAAGCCGAUACAGCUACGCUCACUCAUUGCCCUCCCCCUCCCCCUCUUCAAACUCAGCACCGGCAAAAUCUAAGGAUGAGCUACAAGCCGAAGAAGACACCCGCUUCCUCAAAGCCUCCACCUUCGUCGGCGAGCAAUUCCUCCUCGAAGUCACCGACUGUGCAACUGCCUGGCUCCCUGCACGUCACUCUGUCCAACAGGCCUAUGCUACCCGCAUGCAAUACGACGCCCAAGGCCGAAUCCUCGUUCUGCCCGAAGGCAUGCCAUGGUCCAACCACUUGUACACCCUCGAAAAAGAAACCCCCACCGCAGACGGCGUGAGUCCGCAAGUCCUCUACGUCCUCUUCCCCGAAACACCCGAGGCAGACAGCAAAUGGCGGAUCCGGGCCGUCAGCAAAGAAAACGGGGGCUUUGAGAACCGCAAGGAUCUUCCGGAGCCGUGGAAAGGGGUGCGAGAUGAGGCGUUGAACGAAGUGAGUGGUGUACAGGGCUGUGUGUUUGUGCAUGCGGCGGGGUUUAUUGGUGGGAAUAAGACCUUGGAGGGGGCGUUGGAAAUGGCGAGGAAGGCUUGUGAGUUUUAGGUAUUGUAGGAAGGUGGGGGGGGACGUAUGUAUGGGCGUGGAAUGCGUCGGUGAAGUCUUUGGUGUGAAUUGAGUGUGAGAGUGGGUGUGGGUGGGCAUGGUUGGGUUGAUAGCAAAUGUGCUUCAAGUGCCAUUGUGCGCACAGUUGGCGUUUUCUCUCGGGGUCCGGGAUCAGGCAUGAUCCCAAUACCAUCAUAAGCUAUGGUUGGCUAGCAUAGACUAUCGUAAUGUAUGGUUGAAUUUGCGCUG
This is a messenger RNA of Lindgomyces ingoldianus, 1640 nucleotides long. RefSeq names its product MYG1 protein-like protein. Lineage: Eukaryota; Fungi; Ascomycota; Dothideomycetes; Pleosporales; Lindgomycetaceae. The transcript has 2 exons. The record is from RefSeq and is a predicted model, not a curated record. Gene Ontology annotation, cellular component: nucleus; cytoplasm. The coding region runs from base 303 to 1391 and encodes 362 amino acids.